Dovyalis caffra is the source of this 456-nucleotide messenger RNA. The record is from the annotation of a GenBank genome assembly. Lineage: Eukaryota; Viridiplantae; Streptophyta; Magnoliopsida; Malpighiales; Salicaceae.
AUGACAAGCCGGCGUGGUAGAGGCAGGCCACCUAAGUGUUCAUACAAGAACACUAAUCACCCUUCUCCGGUGAAUAACCUUCAUUCUACGGUUGGUUAUUUUCCACAACAUAUAGCAAGGAAAUCAAGGACAAGAACCAAAACAAUUGCUGGGAAAACAUGGCCUCGUACGAGUCCUGGAGAUGUUGAAACGCUACCACAGUGGGUUACGGAAAAAAAUUAUAGCCUACCACAAUGGAUUACAAAAAAACAGAAUAUUAAUCCAAAGUCAAUCAAACUAUCGGAGAAUAUAAGUAGAACAUCAAGCAAUGAGUCCAGUUCAUCUUCAUUGUUGGAAUCUUCUUUGGUUCCAUGGAUGGCAGAAAUUGUGAUUCCAGGACCAAUUCCAGACCUCGAUUCUUUGUCCAAUGAAGUUAGUUUUUUAAAGGAUUUUUUUGCAGAUGUACCAGUAGAUUAA